GCGAGCGCCCAUGGCUACUGCAAUGGUCUCGCGACGAUCGCUUGGUUACCCCUUUGAGGCGCUGCCGGUAACCGAAACACCAGACGCUGCAGGCGCUAGUGGACUCGUCACCACUGAGGCGCCAGUUACACACCGCAUACGUAAACUGCAUAUGAAGAAGAUUAUGGAAAGCAUAAGGAAUAACGUCGAUAAGAGGCUGGGUGCCAAGCUGUCAAAGAACCAUCAUCGCAGUCUGUUAACCGCCGAGCAGCUACAGGGCAGGCCAAUGGAUGUAGAACUCAACCAAGUGCAUAACGCUGCCACUGAUGAUAUAACCACCGAUAGUGACGUGAGUGUCGCAGAUAGCGCUAGCAGUGAGGAUGGUGGGAGUUUCGAGCGCACAGAUGAAGCUGUCAGCGAAAUUGAUGACGAAGACAAAGGUGACAACUUCGAUAGCCGCAAUUAUGAUGCAAACAAUGACAUCAACAAUGUUAAUGUAGGGAUUGAGAAUGUCAAUGGAGAUGUUGAAGUGGCGAGUGACAGCGUCGGAGAUGAAUUGGAGAGUGAUGACGUGAAUAGUGAAGACGUCAGCAACAAUGCGCUAGAAGCUGACGUUGACAGCAGCAGCGAUGAAUUAGGUGAGGUUUUGCAAUUAGCUGAUGAUUUGGAUGUGCCAGAUAAUUCAAUGGAAGACAUAUACCAGAAUGAUGAGUAUCCGGUCACAUCACCUAGCUAUGUAACCACAAGUUCAGAUGGCAGCACUGAGCUUAAUGAGAAUGCUAAAAUGUUUACAACUUUUACACCAUUUCUCGUCGAUGGCGACGAUUCAUACGCAACGGAAAUGUUGAGUGAUGGCAUUGUGAAUUCGGACGCUACAACCCAAACUCCGGCACUGAAACCGCCUAAAAAGGUGACUACAAAAUUGCAGCUUGUGCCAAAAACGACUGCAACAACAAAGCUUAUACCAUUGCCCACAAUGCCGACCAAAGACGUAGUACAGUCGAAGCUUGCGCUCAAACGCGCGUGGAAAAAUCAAACUAUUUCCGUAGCGCCACAAAAUGAAAUUACUGCAAUAGAGCGACCCCUAUGGCCAACUGACAGUGUCACACUUACAAUAGAACCAGCCACUAAGGUGGUACGAGUUAAAGCUAAACCGAUUAAAUCUAAUGGCAAUUCCAUUGUUGACCCCUCCGAGCUACCCCAUUUGGUCGGCAUGAUACGCCUUGAAAGCGCCGAGAUGGCAAAUGACACAGCAGAUUAUAGUGAGCUCGAACCAAAAAACUACACAACCAACAAGCUUCUCACUCCAGCUGUCCCAUCGUCAACAGCCCCCAAAGUUGAGAGCGAUGAGUUUGGUUGGUCAGCCAGCAAUAUUUCCGUGGAGCCAAAUCACUUGGCCAGCACUAGCGUUGGUGGCAUCGGGCUGGAACGACAGCAAGCAUACGAUAUCGAAGAGAUAAGUUUCGAAAAUGUCGGACUUGAUAACUUGGACGACAUUACCAUGGACGACGGUCAUAUGGACAAUCGGCAUGCGCACGGUUUCCCGGUGAGUAAUUCGGGUGAUGUGAGCACGGAUGUGAAUGGCGGUGAAGACGGUAACGAAACGGAGGGUGAAGACGAUACGAAUCGGUUUUUGGCGGGCGUGGUCGAUGCGGCAAACGAAGAUGAGAUUUACGAUUGGGAUGAGAUUUCGCGAAAUAAUCGACGGAAUUUGAUGCGUGGUCGGGAUGUCGUUACGAAAUUUUUGCAAAUCGUUGAAACGCAACAUUUGCUCGGCGCUAAUUGUGAGGCGGGCACGUCGUUAAAUUUGGGUGAAGGCGUGGUCGAUCGCUAUGCGCAGGAUCGUUUUCGUGUUGAAGCAGAGGUGGCAGUGAAUCGCGCCAACAUGCUGAGCAGAAUUUUUAAGAUGACAACCCCGUCUGCCCAAGCCGACGUUAAUCUGCUGCACGCUUCCGUUCUUUCAAUGGUCGAAUUCGAUGAUGAUAUUUUCGCUGCUGGCAAUUGCUUCGACUGGAAUGAACAUCCGGCUCAAACGGGACUGUUUUGUCCUUUUGCCUAUCGCCUGCCAGCGCCGAACUUAGGCGCGAUCCUCGCCAAGGACUUAUCCAUGGAGUAUCACUAUCUCGGCAACACGUCCGAAUGGUUUUUUCAGGCACGUAAAAAUGCUUGGAAGGUGAUAGCGCGCAACGAACAGUAUCUUAAAUCUUUCCACUUGUAUUCCAACAAAACCGAAGAACGCAUUGAAGAUGACACUCUGGCUGUGAAGUAUGAGGAUGGUCGUUGGUCCAAGCCAUACUAUGACUGUGGUGGUGGCAAUAUUUGGAUGCUGACUUAUACGGUGCCAUUUUUUGGUUAUGAAAAUGGAACUUAUCAUUUCAAAGGCACAUCGGGCAUCGAUAUUGAUUUGAGGCGUGUGGAUAUUGAUCAGUGUCCGCAACGAAACACACCUGGCAGUACACAACCGCUAAAUAUUUUCGCCGGCACUGACAAAUGUAAACAACGCACAACUAUGUGUGAAGCUUUGAAGGGUUUGGGCUUUCGUCGUGGCUCGUACAAAUGCGUCUGCCGGAAAGGUUACUACUUCCCCGACACAAUGUCCAAUCCGAAGUUUUUCAAUGGCAGUCUGUUGGAAGAGGAGUAUGAAAAACUUAUGUUGGGCAAAAACUCCACUUACAACAUUAUCAACGAGUAUGAGUGCCUACCCUGCGCUGAGGGCUGCGACUACUGCGAGGAUGGUUCGCCUUGCAUAGCCGCACUCAAUUGGCCGAUGCGAACGAGUAUUAUGGUUUUGGCUUGCGCUGUUAUCGGGCUAUUGCCACCAGCCGCUUGGUUUACAUUCCGUUAUCAACAAGUAAAG
Rhagoletis zephyria (snowberry fruit fly) is the source of this 2836-nucleotide messenger RNA. RefSeq lists its product as uncharacterized. NCBI's taxonomy places the organism in Eukaryota, Metazoa, Arthropoda, Insecta, Diptera, Tephritidae. The record is from RefSeq and is a predicted model, not a curated record.